AUGGCUGAAAACGCGUCUGCCUUGCGACUCAAAUUUCUGCAGCAUUCUGCCAAUUUAUUGAGUUCAAGCGGCGUUUCUACGGCCGCCCAUCUGAUGACACUACACAAUCGCCUGAUACAUGCAGACUCCAAGCCAUUGAAGCCACGGCAGCAUGAAUCGUGGUGCGGUGCGUGUGGCAGUUUCCGAGACAGUGCUCAUACAAAGGUCUCAAAAACCAAGCGAAAAAUUACUUCAAAGAAACCUGAGCCCGAGUCAAGAGAUGUCUUAGAGGAGGUGGUUGUCUACCAGUGUCUUCGUUGCCACAAGCAAACUGUCCGACGACUACAGUCCUACGCCCGCCAACAACGCGAACCAAGCAGUAUCUCUGUAGAUACACAGCCAAAGGCAGCUCCUACGAACCAACAUCUAUCUACACUAUCUACCACUCCAGGCCCUGCACCUAGUGUGGCGAGCAUGUCCUCUGCUUCUGCGACAGCUUUGGACAAUGCGAGCAGCAAGAAGCGAGCCAAGGCGCGGAAACAAGGAGGCCUCCAAGCCCUCAUGGCCUCGAAACAGCGCUCGCAAGCAUCCAAUGGGGGAUCCUCUCUCGAUCUACUGGACUUUCUACAGCAAUAA
Molecule: messenger RNA, 615 nt
Organism: Talaromyces rugulosus
Lineage: Eukaryota; Fungi; Ascomycota; Eurotiomycetes; Eurotiales; Trichocomaceae
Exons: 1
Coding region: 1-615 (204 amino acids)
Biological process (GO): RNA processing
Source: RefSeq, a predicted model, not a curated record